CCUUCGAUCGCGCGGGCGAAAGGCCCCAAACGACUGGCUGGCGGAGCGUAUGGCUGUUGGUGGUGGUUCUUAUUCCCCUCCUCACGCUUCGUGGAGAUCGGAGUCUCUCUCUCCCCCUCUCCUCCUCCCCUUGUUCCUAUCGUCCGAGACCCCCUCCGCGAUGGGACCUUGCUCUUCGCCGCUCCUGCUCCGACCCUGAUCGAUGGCCGCCGCCCGCCCAUGGACUACGACGACGCCGCCGCCGUCACCGACGGGGUCGACAAGCGUGGCGCCAUGGCGUCCUCCGCGGACGUGAUGGGGGCCGCAUCGCCUCCGCUGCUCCGGUCCCCCAUCGAUCAAGUGACAAUGUGGCAGAUGAGAAUGAGAGAGAUCGAAUCCGUGGAGUCCGGACCGUUUCCCGAGCGUCCACGGGAGCCGGACUGUACUUAUUACCUCAGGACUGGCCUUUGCAGAUUUGGGAUAACUUGCAGAUACAAUCAUCCUCCGAAUAGGCAGAUGGCUAUUGCGGCAGCAAGGAUCAAGGGAGGAUAUCCUGAAAGAGUUGGGCAACCUGAAUGUGAGUUCUAUCUAAGGACUGGUACAUGCAAAUUUGGAGCUACAUGCAAGUUCCAUCACCCAAGAGAUAAGGCAGGAAUUGCUGGAAGAGUCCAAUUAAAUGUUUUAGGUUAUCCACUUCGUCCGGACGAAGCAGAAUGUGCAUAUUAUAUGAAAAAUGGAGAGUGCAAAUUUGGGAACACUUGUAAAUUUCACCAUCCACAGCCUAACACAAUGGUUUCAUUAUGUGGUUCUACUGUUUAUCCUGGUGUUCAUUCUCCUACUUCUGGCCAGCAGUCUUAUACUGGGGGUUUGACAAACUUGUCCUUGUCAAGAGCUUCUUUUAUUGCUAGCCCUCGAUGGCAAGGUCUUUCAAGCUAUGCCCAAGUGAUUUUUCCUCAGGGUUUGGUUCAAGUUCCUAGCUGGAACACAUUUUCGGGACAGUUGAGGUCUGUUUCAUCUUCAGAGAGUCAGCUGCAUAUGCCGCAGACAACUCCGUUUUAUGGAACAUCUCGUCAGAGUGAAACGACUACAGGGGUUCAAGGAAUGAUCCACUCUUAUCGAUCCGGUGCUAUUCCUCUGGGUCAGUAUGUAUUGGCAAGGGACAAUGUUUUCCCUGUGAGACCUGGUCAACCUGAAUGUGAAUUUUAUUUGAAGACCGGAGAUUGUAAAUACGGUGCAGCCUGCAAGUUCCAUCAUCCUAGGGAGAGACUAAUUCCUAUCCCUGACUGCGUGCUGAGUCCUCUAGGCCUUCCAUUACGCCCUGAAGAACCCAUAUGCAUUUUUUAUUCACGAUAUGGUAUCUGCAAGUUUGGCACACACUGCAAAUUUGACCAUCCUAUGGCAGCACCCAUGGGAAUAUAUGCUUACAGCCUUGCGACAUCCUCUUUAGCUGAUGUGGCAGUCGCUAGAAAUUUACUUGCAACCUCGUCCGGACCUCCAUCGUUCCAAGCUCCUCUUGAAGUUGCCACCGGGAAGUCUAGACGACUUUUGUUCUCUGAUUCUCUGCAAAUUGCUUCCGGCGAUGAACGUAUCAAGUCAGAGGGAUCACAAGCCACUUCAAGCACCGGCAAACUUUCUUCUUUCUGAGAACCUUGUGAGAUAAAAGGUAUCUUUCCGAACCAAGUUUUUCAUGAAGAACCAAGUUACGGUGUCUCAUUCCGGUUGUUGUACCAUGAUGCUGUUUCACUUUGAGAUUAAAGAAAGAGAAAAAGAUUCUGUGUUUGACAAAUGCACUAUGCUUUUCUAACAAUUUUACAUGAGGGCCAGUU
This is a messenger RNA of Musa acuminata subsp. malaccensis (wild Malaysian banana), 1805 nucleotides long. Its product is annotated as zinc finger CCCH domain-containing protein ZFN-like. Lineage: Eukaryota; Viridiplantae; Streptophyta; Magnoliopsida; Zingiberales; Musaceae. Gene Ontology annotation, molecular function: mRNA binding; metal ion binding. The record is from RefSeq and is a predicted model, not a curated record.